Molecule: messenger RNA, 1574 nt
Organism: Rubroshorea leprosula
Lineage: Eukaryota; Viridiplantae; Streptophyta; Magnoliopsida; Malvales; Dipterocarpaceae
Source: the annotation of a GenBank genome assembly
GUACAGUGGUACACCCAAACAAAACGACCCCUCUGGAUAAAAUAAAACCCUAAACCUCACAGUCCAUACCAUACACAAUCGCUCAAGCGGAAAGCGAUAAUGGCAAGCACAGAACCAAAUUACGAGCACAAGGAGGACGAGGAGGCGCAUGCCGCUGAGGACGAGGACACUGGUGCUCAGGUUGCCCCCAUCGUCAAGCUCGAAGAGGUCACCGUCUCCACCGGCGAGGAGAAUGAAGAUCCGAUCGUCGACAUGAAAUCAAAGCUUUAUCGUUUCGACAAGGAUGGGAAUCAGUGGAAGGAAAGAGGCGCCGGGACUGUGAAGCUGUUGAAGCACAGAGAGACCGGCAAGGUUCGCCUCCUCAUGAGGCAAUCCAAGACGCUCAAGAUCUGUGCAAAUCAUCUUGUCCUGUCAACUAUGUCAGUGCAGGAGCAUGCAGGGAACGAUAAGUCAUGCGUGUGGCACGCAACUGACUUUGCCGAUGGUGAAUUGAAGGAUGAACUUUUCUGCAUUCGUUUUGCAUCAGUCGAAAAUUGCAAAACCUUUAUGGAAACAUUCCAAGAAGUUGUUGAAUCCCAAAAGAACAAAGAGGAAAACAAAGAUGCAACUGCAACUGCUGGACUUCUUGAGAAGCUGAGUGUUGAGGAGAAGAAAACUGAAGACAAAACUGAAGAUAAAUCUGAAGAGGAGAAGCCUGCUGUAACAGAAGACGAAAAGGAUCCAAAGGAGGAUGCAGAAAAGAAAGAUGAGCCUGCUCCCUCAACUUAAAAGUUAAUUUUGGGUCUUAUUCAAUGCCGCAUGCUUAUGGCACAUAUAUUGGUGUUAGUUGCCCAAUCUCUUCUCCUGCCCAUCCAUCGGCAUAAUCACCAUGAAAGCUUAUUUUGGGGCAUUUUAUAGGCUGAAACAGUUGGUUUUAUGUGUCCUUAAGUUUUUGUGCUUUUCAAUAUCAGGUCAAGAUAAGAGUCGUAUUUGUCAUGUUUGCAUGUUGAGAGUCAUGUUUUUGCGGAUUGAAAGUUGUCGUCACGGAGUUCGUCUUCUGGGGAUUUUUUAAACAAUUCGCUGUAACUUGGUUGUAGCUUGAUGGAUGCAGGAAAAUCAUAGCAUGGAUGGUUGUAUCUUUUUCAUUUUUUCUUUUGUUGGGAUGUAAUUUAUGGAGUUAUGUGUCUGGAUUUCCUUAUUAAGAGAAGAUGUGUCCAAGGAAUUGCUUUAUCAGAUUGCUUUGAGAAAGCAGAUCUCCAUUGAAAUGGAAUGUCAACUAAUGCUCCGUUUGGAACAACUCAUCAGAGGAAUCUAGUUCAGCAUGGAUGUGGGAGCAAUUGUCAACCUUUCUGUCCAUUAAACCAAAUGCAACAUCUUCUAUGCUUAUUGGGCAUUCAAACUAGAGAGAAAGGUGGGGAAGCCAAGAGGGAAAAAUACGAAAACUAAGUGACCCACCAAUUUUUGAAAGAGCGAAAUCGUUUUCUCCAUCUGCAUGUUGAACCAACUCUUGGACAAAUAUCUCCUCCUUGAUGUGCCAAGAACAUCUACACUCGAUAACAUGGGGUUUACAUGAAAAUUAAAAAGUUAGCAAGUAU